AUGAGUGCCUUGCGAUCAAACUUUUGUCCAAUUUGCCGAAAAUCGGAAAAUCUUCGAAGAUGUCAGGGUUGUAUGGUGAUGCUAUAUUGUUGUAGAGAACAUCAGACCGCUGAUAGAAUAACUCACGAAGUGGCGUGCGAUAAAGUAAAGAAUGCCAGAAUCGUCCAUCAAUUGGCUGAGAGGUUUUUGCGUGCAGAACCACCAAGUUUCAUGUUACCGGCGAAUGUGUUCGAAACGGGAGUGGGACGUUUUUGGGACAUCUUGGACACACGUAACUACAUGCGAACAAGAUAUCUUCUCGUCGAAUAUUUGAUAGAAAUCAAGACUUACGAUGCUGUCAAAGCUGCACUGAAUCAUGCACUGGAAAUGUUGCGCUUGUGUCGCAAAGACAAUUUGCGGCUUCGAUUCACGGUUCCAGCACUAUUCAUACGACUGGGAAACGAUCAGGAGUGUUACGAUUUCAUGAAAUGGCACACAACUACCGGUGCAAGCGAUGACUACGAUUGGGAAGACAUGGAUCAACCAUUUCUCGAUGUCACAGAUGCCGACGUUUCGGAACCGGUUGAUGUAUUUACAGGACGAUUGGCUCACAUGGAAUUUGCUGUAGCAUUGAUGCUGAUCAAAAUAAAAUUUUUACGGGACGUGCGAACACUGCAAUAUUCGCUCUUCAUGUACGACCAAGUGCCGCUUCCUAUGGAACUGACCGAUCGCAUCCGCAAAGAAGCUAUCGACGGCACCAUUGUCUCGAAGCGAAAGGAUCUGUUCAUCAGUAAAAAUCUGAAUCCUUUGAUCGAAACGUUACUCAAGCAGAUGAAGCAGCUGUUCGACUUCGUACAGACGGGGAAUAAGUACAUUUGGCCCGGUCUCAUCGAUCCGAAAGACUAUUUGGACGCAACGCCAGCGUGUCAGUACAGUGAAGCAAGUGAAGAUCAUGCCCAGGUAACCGUUCAACACUAUUACGAGGCGUAUGAGGAGACGUCUGAUGCAAUUAAGGUGAUCAAAGAAAUGGUCGAACUGGAUAGUCGAUCGUAG
This is a messenger RNA of Bradysia coprophila, 1032 nucleotides long. RefSeq lists its product as uncharacterized. The record is from RefSeq and is a predicted model, not a curated record. Lineage: Eukaryota; Metazoa; Arthropoda; Insecta; Diptera; Sciaridae.